Messenger RNA from Didymodactylos carnosus, 1077 nucleotides. Lineage: Eukaryota; Metazoa; Rotifera; Eurotatoria; Philodinida; Philodinidae. The record is from the annotation of a GenBank genome assembly.
AUGGGUUGUUGUAUAUCGACUGAUGAUCCAUCGAGAAGAGUUACGCGGAUGAUAGAUGAAGAUAUUGAACGUGAACGAAAAGAAUACAAUAAUACAAGUAAACUUUUAUUAUUAGGUGCUGGUGAAUCGGGCAAAUCUACCAUUGUGAAGCAAAUGAAAAUUAUUCAUGACAAUGGUUAUACACCAGAUGAAUGUUUACGUUAUCGAUCAAUAGUUUUUUCUAAUACCGUCCAAUCAAUUUUGGCAAUCAUUCGUGCUAUGGAACAGUUACAAAUUUCAUUCGAAAAUCCAGACAGACUGAAAGAUGUUGAACUUGUUGUACAACAAUCUAAUAUUGUUGAAACAUGUGAUUCAAUACCAGAAGAAUUGGCAUCAGCUAUGAAAAUGUUAUGGAUUGAUCAAGGUUUACAAACUUGUUUUCAUCGUUCAAGAGAAUAUCAGUUGAAUGAUUCUGCUGCAUAUUAUUUAAAUGAUCUUGAACGACUAUCUCAAUCUGAUUAUAAGCCCACACAACAAGAUGUUUUACGUACACGUGUAAAAACCACUGGCAUAGUUGAAACAUCGUUUGAACUAAAAAAGCAUCGAUUCAGAAUUGUUGAUGUUGGUGGACAACGAAAUGAACGAAAAAAAUGGAUACAUUGUUUCGAAGGAGUGACAGCAGUUAUUUUUUGUGUCGCAUUGAGUGAAUAUGAUUUAACGUUGGCUGAAGAUGGAACUGUGAAUCGAAUGGUGGAGAGUCUUCAAUUAUUUAAAUCAAUUGUGAAUAAUCGUUGGUUUAAACAGGCUGGAAUGAUUUUAUUUUUAAAUAAAAAGGAUUUAUAUGCUGAAAAAUUAAGGUUUUCUCCUUUGACAGUGUGCUUUCCUGAAUACACGGGGCCUAAUACUUAUGAGCAAACGAUUGCUUAUAUUCAAGAACAAUUUGAAAGACAAGAUCGACGAGAAAAAAUCAAUGGACAUUCACGAGAAAUCUAUACACAUAUUACAUGUGCAACAGAUACUGAAGCAAUGUCGUUUGUAUUUGCUGCUAUAUCAGAUAUGAUAAUUCAGAUGAAUUUAGUAGCAGCAGGAAUAUUCUAA